CUGUGCUCAAAUUCAAUUAUACAGAAAAAAGCCUUUUUAUUAAAGGAGAAACAAAGACACUAUGCUGUAGUUCAGACAGCAAUCCGCCAACUAGUACAAUGUGGCUGAAAAACCAAAAAGCAUCAGAAGAAGUACAUUAUAAAAGCAAUGUAUGCCUAACUCUAAUGAAUAUUAGUGAUAGCGAUAGCGGAAUAUAUUCAUGUUUCGGGGAUAAUGAAAUAGGACGUGUCGAACAAGAAAUCAACAUCAAUGUAUUAUAUCCUCCAGUUUUUGUAGAGGAACACAAAAUAAUACAGUUUAGAAAUUUGGGAGAACACACUGAUGAAAAGUUGGUUGCGCACUCUGUAUCAAGCAUUACGUGCUGUCAUAUUGAAGGAGAAAACGGAAGAGAAAUACCACAUGAUAUGGAAUGUAUUCCUGAAAACACAACGCCUUUUGUUCAUGACUCGAAUAAUAUUAUACCAGAGCUAGAAAUUGCUAUCAGCUUUACCUCGAUGCAAAAAAGUGAUUAUCAGAAAUAUAAGAUUACACUAUGCAAUCAUGAUGGCAACAGCAGUUGCAUUAUGGAAUUAAAACUUAUGGAUACAGAAAUUGAAAUACCCCGUGCACUAGAUUUGAAUGUUAUUAUUCUGUGUUUAUUGACUACCAUACUUCUGGUAACAGGAAUAGUUAUCGCAUUGGUUAAAAGAUUUGAGAAUAAAAGAAUACAAACUACCGACGAUGUUAUAGAAGUUGUGGAAGAUAGAACAGACGCUGUGGAGAAUGUACUUUACCAGUCUAAUGCAUGUAUAUACACUGAAGCCACAAAUCGAAGUACUCUGUCAAAAAGUGCUGCAGUUUCAAACAGCCACAGAAGUAAUCCAACUAAUGAAGAAAACCAAAGACCUCAGAGGUUAAACAGCAGGGUUCAGGAAUCGACUAGACAAUUGAAUUAUGUAGAUAUAACAUUCAAACCUGCUUUACCAAUAAGUAAAACGCGUAUCAUAGGAAUUAAAAACAAGACGGAGUAUGCUGAUGAAAAUUUAACAAAUGGUCAGACUGGUGUCCUCAAUACACAACAUGAAUCAAACAGUGACGACGAAGAUUUCGUUGAAAUUGAGGAUCUAGAAAUAUUUUCGAAUAGAAAUAAUGAAAUCGAUAUUGAUUAA
Molecule: messenger RNA, 1148 nt
Organism: Mytilus trossulus (common blue mussel)
Lineage: Eukaryota; Metazoa; Mollusca; Bivalvia; Mytilida; Mytilidae
Exons: 8
Coding region: 99-1148 (349 amino acids)
Source: RefSeq, a predicted model, not a curated record